This is a messenger RNA of Didymosphaeria variabile, 1422 nucleotides long. RefSeq lists its product as uncharacterized. NCBI's taxonomy places the organism in Eukaryota, Fungi, Ascomycota, Dothideomycetes, Pleosporales, Didymosphaeriaceae. Bases 1 to 1422 code for a protein of 473 amino acids. The record is from RefSeq and is a predicted model, not a curated record. The transcript has a single exon.
AUGGAAGUGGCUAAAGGAACAUUGACCUGGUAUAGCAAAGUGGGGAAUUACCUCCCAAGCUUCGCUUCGCGAUCUACUAUCGUAGAGAACGAGUGCAAAAUUGUAGAUAUGUUGUUUCAUAGUACCGGCUUAAGUGAUUACGAUGUACUGUGGGAUGGCCCGGAUAAUCGUUUACUCCUUAGUCGCGCCGAUGCAGUACCAAUCUUUGCAGUCUUACCAUCCGCGGGUACAUUUAGGGCUUCAUUUGUCUACAACAACUGGGGAUACGAGCUCGUGGGUCAGAUACUCGAGCGAGUCACUGGCAAAUCACUCUCACAGUUGCUUCAUGAAAGGUUCUUCAAGCCUCUCAACAUGACAAGGACAAGCACACAGUGGGACCAUCCUUCCCGUAACAUGGCCAACUCAUACACCGUCCUUGAUGAUCGCUCUGUGAUCCAAGUGCCCCGCCCCACAAUGGAGAAGGGUAAUCUCAUGGAAGCUGCUGGCGGUGUCAAGAGCUCUCUCGGAGACCUCAUCCUCCUCUACACAGAAAUGCUCGAAGCUUUGACUUCUGCCGACGCGAAUGAACAGCCUCCAAACAAUGUUUUUAGAAACAGUCUUGAAAUAUUCGGCUCGACGCAUCCUCUGCCGGGUUGGAGUCUGCGAGAGCAAAGCUAUGGCAUGGGAUGGUGCAGAGCGCAACUACCCGGGCAGCUUGGUCGCAUAUCUGAAAAUGUAGCGCUAAGACCCCAACCAGUCGUUGGAAAGGACUCUCCUUCCCGACUCGACAUCUAUCAUCAUGGGAGCAUGUGCGGCAGCACAACGGUCGUCAAUCUGAUACCCGAGACCCAAUCGGUUGUUAUCGCGCUACGAAAUUCGCUGGGCCCUGUUGACGUUGCCGACUUCGCCGCUGAGCUCCUCAUCGAAUGUCUGCUUAACGUUCCAAAGCCGAUAGAAUAUGUGGAGCUAGCACUAGGAGAUACCCUCAAGGCUUUUGAGUACAUGGACAGGAUCAAACAUCAGCUCGACCAGGAGCGUAUACCAGGAACCGUUGCGAGACCGGCUACAGAUUAUGUGGGAACGUAUUGGAACCAAAUGCACAAUUGGCGGAUCGACGUAUCUCACGACGAAGAAGACUUGUUCGUGUCUCUCCAAGGUCCCUCCGCACGACGUUUUCCUUUGGAACAUUAUCACUACGAUACAUUUUCGUGGUGGAUGCCCUAUAACGAUGUCAUGCGGUCGGCACAAUAUGUCAUCGGAACAACAGCACAUACGUGGCUUAUGCAGUUCGAAGCGAACAAUCUUGAAGCCAUAAAAAGACUAAAAUGGGCUCUGGAAGGGCCUCUUCCAGACUAUCAAGAGACGUUCACGCGCGAAACCACAGAAACCGCGCAUGACUUGACUGUGCCGAACCUCGAGCUUUUACAUUUACGUGGCUUUUGA